Molecule: messenger RNA, 1410 nt
Organism: Bipolaris sorokiniana ND90Pr
Lineage: Eukaryota; Fungi; Ascomycota; Dothideomycetes; Pleosporales; Pleosporaceae
Exons: 3
Coding region: 177-1166 (329 amino acids)
Cellular component (GO): membrane
Source: RefSeq, a predicted model, not a curated record
GCCGUACCCACGUAUUCCGCCGCCACAGGGCUGACCUACUUAGUCCUGUUGUGUUUACAGUCUGCUGUGUUUACAGUCUGGCCUCCUCUCCCUCCUCUAGCAAAGGCGACGGCGAUAGUACCAGCGACAGACGUUUGUAGUAGCUUUCAACACCCACACCCCACACAUACCACAAGAUGCGGAUACCACAGUCGUAUAUCCAGAAAUGCAAGGUUGUAGCACACUGUUUCCAGGCUGUAUUCGUCUUCGUCGCAGCAUGCUUGACCAUAGCCGUCAUGACCAAGGAUGGAGACAUCGCAGGAGCUACUAAAUACUUUUUCGUAAUGUGCUUUCUUUCCAUACCAGCCAUCAUCUACCUCACAAUGGUGCCCAUGUGGUCCCGCGCCCAACGGUUUGCCUCGGCCUAUGCCUUCCUCGCCGUCGACGUCCUGUACACAAUUCUCUGGUUUGCGGCCUUUAUUUCAGUCGCCAUGUGGAACUCCGAGGGUAUCAAGGAAGGCGCAGCAAAGGCAAAGAUCCCGGACGACAAGCGCAACUGCACAACGUUUAUCUAUGGAGACGAGGCCAAGUGCAAGGUCAGCAAGGCCGCUGUCGGCGUAGGCGUCAUGGUCUUCCUCUUCUUCGCCCUCACCACCGGCAUCUCAGGUUACUACCUGCACAAGUUCCUCCGCGAAGGCGAAAUGCCCUACCAAUCUUCGUCCUCAAACCCGCACUACGCCUCAGGCGACUCUGCCUACAACAACCCCAAAGACGCUGCCUGGUCCACCGAAAUCGAAACUGCCCACGGCCGCAACUCCUCCGACUCGCUCGACCAGCGCACCGAACACGGCGGCAAUCAGCAAGAAGACGAGUACGCCCUGCUUCACUCCACCGAAACAGAUGAAGGACGUCACCCCGGUCGCCCACUUAGCUGGGGCGAAGACAGAAACGGCGUUUAUGGUCCUGGAGCCGGACGAACUGCGCCCCCAUAUGCGGAUUACAGCAUCCACAGCAGAGGUCCCAGCGUUGUCGCUGGCGCCGACGCACUUAGCCCAAGUGGAUAUGAAGAGUACAGGAGCCAGACUGCGCCGGGUCUCGUGCCGUUUACAGGCCUCAGUGGAGUAGAUCGACAGCCUAGUCAUACGGGGAGUGGAUAUAGUUUUAGCGGUGGACCGGAACGGGUGUAACAAUUGCAUUUUUCUUGCAUUCUGGAUCAAGUUAUAAAAAGGGGAUUUAGCAAAUUUUUGUUUUCCAGCGGAUCUUUGGUUACGUGGCAUUGUUUAGCGAUUUGGGUUCUUUUAGGAAGGGAAAUCUGUGUUUCUGUUUCUGGCGACGAGGGAGAUGUAGGAGAUGUGGGAUUAGGCUUCGUUGCAUGGAGGGCUCGUUCCUUUGAUGGGUUAUGUGUAUGCGAUUUAGCGAUGUCUAUGCUCU